Molecule: messenger RNA, 1431 nt
Organism: Orussus abietinus
Lineage: Eukaryota; Metazoa; Arthropoda; Insecta; Hymenoptera; Orussidae
Gene: Teh3
Exons: 2
Coding region: 1-1341 (446 amino acids)
Biological process (GO): regulation of sodium ion transport
Molecular function (GO): sodium channel regulator activity
Source: RefSeq, a predicted model, not a curated record
AUGCCGAAGCAGGUACCGGUGGAGGAUCUGGUGAUACCGCCGCAGGACGGCAAGAUAUGCGGGACGAUCUGCAUCUGCCAGAUGACGGCGGUGCUGUCGUCGGUGGCGCUGGUCUACCUGACGGUGGCCAUCUAUAUGCCCAGCACGCGCGCCUUCCAGUCGGGCAUCAGCGAGGUGCCCGUCAUGUGCACCACCACCAGGGCGGUCAACGUGGACGUCUGCGACUGGGGCAGCUGCGGUGAGUGGUGCCUGUCCAAGUCCACCGGACCCUGCCUGCAGAUCUACGUGAACCUGCGCCGAAACGGCAGCACGAUCCUCCUGGCGAACUGCACCAACACCGCCAACAAGACCUGCUACGGCAUCGACCAGGAGAACGCGAAGAAGUCCCGGUGCAUCGCCGACGACUGCCGCAACCUGACCGGCACCUUCAACUGCACGGCCGGGGAGUGCAUCAACAUCACCGACGCCUUCGAGUGCGUCUUCAGGGACACGGACCCGCCCCUCAAGUGCUCCGGUAGACGCGGCAAGAUCACCUGCAUAGACAUAGACGGGCUGUUCAACUGCAACCGCGGCACCUGCGAGAAGAUCCGGACCCCCUACAACUGCGACCGGCGCUGCGUCGACAUCCCCACCAGGAACAAGAACGUGAUCCUCCUGAGCGGGGACAAGGUGUACCUGAGCCAGUGCGAGCGAGCCAUCGACGUGGAGACGGAAAAGGAGAUCUGGAACGAGGACCGCGGGGACGUGAUGAUGGCCUCCUGCUACGGCAUCUACAACACCAGCCUGGGGGUCGAGGCGGAGGACUGCAUCAACGGCUCCGUCCUCGAGAAGAACGUCCUCACCGACCUGACGAACUUCACCUACCUCACCUACCUGAACCUCUACGUGGCGAAGCCCUUGGACGAGACCAGGACCGUGGCCCCGCCCGAGCAGGACCUCAUCAUCGCGAACGAGAGCAGACUCAUGAUCAACCUCGAGGGGUGCGUCAACACCUUGAAGGACGAGUGCAAGGAGUUCCUCCACUCCUACGGGAAGGACGGCACGGACCACAACGCCAGGGCCAGGUUCCCCUGUUUCUACGCCGAGAGCAACACCGGAGUCGUGGUGUCCAGGUUCGACUUGGAGACCACCUACAAGGAGUUCCUGAUCGCCUUCAUACUGCCCAGCGUCCUCUUCGUCGUCAGCUGUCUGACGCUCAUCCUCUGCCAGCGUACCGUCGUCGUCGGCGACGACGCCAAGAUGAGGUUCAAGGGCUCCCCGGGUGCCCUGGUCAAUAUCGAGAAGAGCGCUUCCGGCAACCUCGGGGAUGCUGGGGGAGGAGACUCCAUCAUGGCGCUCUGAGAUCCGUCACGCAUUCCCCUCCUGGAGGAGAGUCCGGCACGUCAGUCGAUAUUCUCCCUACGCGGGCACUACUGAGGUGUGGGGAGGGGG